Molecule: messenger RNA, 702 nt
Organism: Exophiala aquamarina CBS 119918
Lineage: Eukaryota; Fungi; Ascomycota; Eurotiomycetes; Chaetothyriales; Herpotrichiellaceae
Exons: 2
Coding region: 1-702 (233 amino acids)
Cellular component (GO): cytoplasm
Source: RefSeq, a predicted model, not a curated record
AUGGCUUCCAGCAUCACCCUCUAUACUGCUCACCACUGCCCGUUUGCUCACCGCGCUCAGAUUGCGCUUCGCGAACUUGGACUGGAAUUUGAAACAAGACUCGUCGAUAUUACUGUCCCGCGCACACCGGAAUACCUUGCCAUCAACCCCAAUGGCAUGGUCCCCACCCUCGCUUACGAUGGCAGCGUGCUAACUGAGUCUGGUCUCAUCUCUCAAUUCCUCGCAGACUCCUACCCCAGUCACCUCCUCAAAGCUAGUGUUGACCCGGACGGCGCCCUACAACGAUUCAGAAUCGGGCUUUUCGUGGAAACGUACUUUGGCAAGACUCACAAGUUUUUUGACUCUACUGUCUUCGGCAAUGGCGCCGACGCGAAGACAGCCACAGCGAGCAAGUAUAUCGACGCUAUUGUUAGCCAUGUUGAGCCCCUACUCGCAGACGCGGCACCGUUCUUUGGAGGCUCCAAUCGCCCAACCCUAGCGGAGGUGAUGACUGGUCCCUUCCUCCUUCGUAUUAUGGCAUUGCCCAAGUAUGAUCGAUUGGUACCGAGCUUUGUUCCGAAGGCUCUCGAGGACAAAGCACCGAACUUCUGGAGGUGGGCUCAAGCUGUCACAGCUGAGAAAUCCGUGACUGCGGUGUGGGAUGAGGAGUUAGUUGUCAGGCGCACGCUUGAGAGGAUUGAUACUAUGAGAAAUGGAACGUAG